GUACGCAACGGCUGACGACACAGCAAGUGGAUCCGACUACACAGCAAUCACUGCAACCCCAGUGCAAGUUCAAUUUGACCAAGACACCUUUAACAUUACGAUCACCAUUUUGGAUGACACAGAUCUCGACCCUGGAGAGACGUUCCUGGUCAAACUAACAAGCUUCAUACGGGGUGAACCUGACAUGAAUGUGACAGUCACCAUCAUCGACGAUGAACGUCCACCGGUACAGUUGAAGCAGCCUGCUGACAUUGCAAUCAAUGAGAACGCUUCCAACAACAUAACUCUGACACUUGAGAGGAACGACACCUCCACCCACAGCUUCACACUCCAGUUGCACAUCAUCGCUGGUACUGCCGAUGCCGGGACGGACUUUGCACAUUUCGGACUGUGGUUAAAUAUCACAUUUGCUGAAAACGUAAUGAGCGUAACAACUACACUGGCCUCUGUCAUCAAUGACUUGCUGGAGGAACCCACAGAAGCGUUUACUAUUUUCAUCACCGGCGCAGAGAUCAGCAACAACAUCACUGUGACCGUCACCAUCAACGACAACGAUGCUCCAGAUUCCUUCCACUGUGGUAGGGGUAAGAGUCAACCCUGCCUCAACAAUGGCACCUGCAACAACGACGGCUGCCACCUCAACACUGGCUUCUGCAACUGUACUUCUGGUUUCGAGGGAGUAAACUGUGGAAUUGAAAUUCCAAUCGGCGUUGCCCCCAUUGUCAACCAAUAG
Molecule: messenger RNA, 733 nt
Organism: Haliotis rubra (blacklip abalone)
Lineage: Eukaryota; Metazoa; Mollusca; Gastropoda; Lepetellida; Haliotidae
Exons: 6
Coding region: 185-733 (182 amino acids)
Biological process (GO): cell communication
Cellular component (GO): membrane
Source: RefSeq, a predicted model, not a curated record